Messenger RNA from Panicum hallii, 1440 nucleotides. Its product is annotated as RING-H2 finger protein ATL66-like. The coding region runs from base 258 to 830 and encodes 190 amino acids. The transcript has a single exon. Lineage: Eukaryota; Viridiplantae; Streptophyta; Magnoliopsida; Poales; Poaceae. The record is from RefSeq and is a predicted model, not a curated record.
CACACCCCAUCGCGUCUCACGCCACCCCCGCCCCCGGCGAUCGCUCUCGCCGCGCUCGUCGCAAAGCUUCGUUGGCCUCCCCCGGCCCGCGCCGAGCCACACGCCACCGCGCCACUUGCUGGCGGGCGCACCGAAGCUUCGUCGUCAUCGCUGGCCCGGUCUCCCGUAGUCCCUCCGCCACAUAUAGUGGUCGCCGCGUGUGUGAGGGAGCGAGCGAGCGUGCGUGCGUCCGGGUCGGCGCCGGCGAGGAGGGAGCAAUGGCAGCGCAGGAGGGGGCCGCGGGCGGGAGCCAGCAGGUGGUGAUGCGGUGGCGGUACGGGGACGUGGGCGACAGCAACUUCGCGGUGCACGGCCGCGCCGUGCCGCUGCUCGUGGGGCUGCUCUGCGCCGUCGUCUUCUUCGUCGCGCUCUGCCUCUACAUCCGCUGGCGGUGCCACCGGUACACGCCCGACCCGGAGGCGGACGCGUCCUCCUCGUCCGCGGGGGCGGCGGCCACGGCGUCGCUGCCCGGCCUCGACGCCGACGCCAUCCGCCGGCUUCCCGUCACGCUGUACCGCCCGCCCGCGUCGCCGCCUGCUCGCCUCCCGGGUAAGGGCGACAGCGGCGGGGACGGGGAGGCCGACGAACACGCGGCGGCUCUGUGCUCGAUCUGCAUCAGCGCGCUGGUGGCCGGCGAGAAGGUGAAGGUCCUCCCGCCCUGCGGCCACUGCUUCCACCCCGACUGCGUCGACGCCUGGCUCCGGUCCCAGGCGAGCUGCCCGCUCUGCCGGUGCCUCCUCGCCGCCGCCGCCAAGCCCGCCGCCGUCAACGGAAGCGACGACGCCGUGUGACUCGACACCUGACAAAACGAAGCAUCCCCCCAUGACAAGCGGGCCCCAGCUGUCAGCGCCCCCCCCCCCCCCCGACCCUACCUUUGAAUCAGCGCGCCAUUUAAUGAUGGCCGCCAUGACCGCGUCAGAUCUACUCGUCGUGAGUGCGCUUGUAAAGAAGCCUGGUUUAUUAGGGCCUGGUCGCCAAUGGCGCCGGAAGAUGCAGUGCGUGUGGCCUGCCCGGCUGCCCUCCAGUCAGUCCCCGGAGCUCUUUGGAGGCCGGCGUGGGGUCGCCCCUGACCUCGCCGGCCGCUUUCCUACCGCUAGUAGCUUUCUCUGAUCAAGGCUCUCCAAUGCAAGGGAAAAGUGGUGUAGGCUGUACAUAGCUUUUGAGUAUUUAUAAGCAGGGAGAAUUUUAACGCAUGCGGUGGUGGUUCAGGUGGAAUCUGUGUUAGCGUAACAGCUGCACUGGCACGGGCAAAGCGCCCUUUAAUUAUAGUUCGCAAACUCUCCGGUAUAUAUACUAUGUUGCGCCUCCUUUUUGUUUUGAUUCCACGGAGCACGGUCCAUACACGCACACUUUUGUAAAAGUGGUUUUUUGCAAAUAUCUGGAAUGUAUAUGCGCUAAAUA